AUGUCCCAAGGAGAAAGAGGCCUAUAUUUGAAUAUCACAGAAAAAGAUCGGUUUACACAGGUGCUGGGAGAUACGAUGGAUGGAUUGGCAACUCGGGCUUCAAGCGAUCGAUCUUUAAAUGAUCAAUAUGUCAAGGGGCUUGCAACUGGAGAAGCUAACUUCACAAGACUUCAGAGACUAUCCAGCCUAGUGCAGUGCACACCAGAUUUAUUCGGGGCUGAUU
Messenger RNA from Ilex paraguariensis (yerba mate), 223 nucleotides. The record is from the annotation of a GenBank genome assembly. NCBI's taxonomy places the organism in Eukaryota, Viridiplantae, Streptophyta, Magnoliopsida, Aquifoliales, Aquifoliaceae.